AGCAACGCACGCUGCAGCAGGUGAUACGACAAAUCGGCGCGGCGUCACAAUGGAAGCCGCACAAGGACCAACCGUAAUACCGUCCCAGGAUACACUGAUCGCGGAUCUUUUAUCACUCGAUUUAUCUGCUCCAAGUACUGGCGUCCCUACGCACGGUCUGGGCAUGGAUUCAUAUCAGCCAGCACCAAUGUCUUCCGGUCUUGAUGAUUUGUUAGGCCUUGGAUCAGAUGGACUGCUUGGCGAUGUUGGUGGAACAACUUCACCUCCUACCAUACAGCAAACUCAAACACCGGCUCCCCCCACAAAUGCUCCAGGAAUUUUCGCUACCCACACGAUAGCACCUCCUCCUCCAACUGUUCCAUCUGUUGGACAGACUCUACUGUCAACUGAUGUGCCACCGCCGGCUCCAACAACCACUUCUGCUUCCAAUCCAUUCACCAGUCUGGGUGACCUCUUUGCUGGACCGACACUAGGAGCCUCAUCCGCUUUGUCCGGGCAAACAGGAUAUGUCGCCCCAAAA
Gongylonema pulchrum is the source of this 520-nucleotide messenger RNA. The record is from the annotation of a GenBank genome assembly. Lineage: Eukaryota; Metazoa; Nematoda; Chromadorea; Rhabditida; Gongylonematidae.